Molecule: messenger RNA, 2643 nt
Organism: Acaulospora morrowiae
Lineage: Eukaryota; Fungi; Glomeromycota; Glomeromycetes; Diversisporales; Acaulosporaceae
Source: the annotation of a GenBank genome assembly
AUGAGGAGCUGUCUUUCUAAAAGUUUGUCAGAAGACUUUGAAAAAUAUCUAGAAUUUGGGUACGGUUAUGAUGUAAAAAUAUACGUCGGGGAAUAUCAUGACCGGAGAAUAUUCAAUGCUCAUUCAAUUGUACUUGCGGCAAGAUCGCCUUAUUUCCGAAGCAUAAUUGAAGCCACAUCCCAAAGUCGUGGAAAUAUGAUAGAGUUUCAUAAGCCAAAGAUUUCACCAAAUGUAUUUUGGCCAUUGUUAAGAUUCCUUUACACUGGGGCUUUAGAUAUAUUCGACGCAAACAAAUCGUUAAGCGAUCCGGAUCUAACAUUUGAACUUAUUCUUGCUGCAAAUGAACUGGAGCUUACUGAAUUAGUAAUAUAUCUUCUAAACAUCCUUGUAAAUGAUCGAGCUGAAUGGUUAUAUGACCAUAUAGAAAGGAUUUAUGAACAAAGUUUUAUUCAUCCAUCAUUAAAAAUACUCAAUGAUUACUAUGAAGGUGUAUUUGAAAACAAUAUUGAGUUGAAGUUUCAAUCAAAAAAUUUCUCCCGAAUACCGAUAAAUGAGGUAAUUCUGUUGAUGUCCAAUGAUAAUCUCAGUGUGGACGAAAUAGAAGUCUGGAAGCAUAUAGUUAGAUGGUGUGUCGCACAGUUUUCAAAUCUCCCAAAAGAUCCCGAACAUUGGUCACAAAAGCAAUGUAAUGAUCUCAGGUCGAUGAUGGAAAAGUUGGUUCGUGUGAUUCGAUGGCCUUAUAUUUCUGGAGAUGAAUUCACUACGAAUGUUAUUCCAUAUGCUAAAAUUCUUCCAGGAAAAUUAUAUACAAAGUUAGCAAAGUAUUACGUGAAUCCAAGUGAAAACCCGAUAUUUCUCAACUCACCUAAACGUAUAAGAAAGCUACAAUCAAAAUUGGUAUCUACUAAGCACACGAAUCUCAUAUCACAAUGGAUCAGGGUUCAAGGUACAGGCUUCAUUUCGCAACAGACUAAAUACCACACUAGCAAAAUACAACAUAAUUACAACCUCCUUAUUCGUGGAAGUCGAGAUGGCUUCGGUAAAUCCGAUUUCCAGAGAGCAUGCCAAAACAAAGGUCCAACUAUUGCACUCUUCAAACUCGAAGGAUUAGAUUCAAUAGUUGGAGGGUAUAAUCCUUUUUCAUGGUCAACUUCUAACAAGCAUAGUGCUCAUAUGCAAAGAAGCUUUAUUUUUGCAUUCGACAACGACCACGAUAAUUCGAUAGAGACUGGGAAACUCAGUAAAUCAAAGAAUUAUAAAACCGGUCCUAUCGUAUCUAUCACCAACGAAGGUUUUAAGUUCGGGUUGGAUCUGACCUUGAAAUUUGCUGAUUCUCGCGAUCAAACAAAACCUACCCUAAAUUAUUGUAAUGUUGAGUACACUUUACUUGAUAAUAUCCAAAGAAAAAUCAAUAAUCCCAUGCAUAUAGAGGAUUACGAGAUAUUUUCGAUUCAUAAUAUUUCAACUUUUAGUUCGUUCUCUUCAUUGAAACGCAUUUUUGGAUAUUUCAUGUUACUUCUUCAAAAUUCUUACAUGCUUAUUUUUGAAAAUUUUCAAAGAUUCAAGAAACAUCUUUUAAAAUUCCAUGUCCUAAGAGAAAAGUUUAUCACAAAAUUUUUUUUGGAACAUAACACUCUGGAAAUUAUUUAUGGAAUUCUCGAAUCUAUGAAUACCUUCAUAAAAAGCAACGGUCCGAGUAUCGAAAGGUGGUGGAAUGCAAAUUUUAACUACCUGAAAGUUUUCAUGUUGGUUUUUUCUAGAUUUUUUAUUAUCCACAUUUGUUAUCUCGUGCUAUGGUACACUGGGCACUCUAUACUCCAUUCUGGUUACGAAAUUGGCUGGUUGCUUUCGAUCUGGAUCUGGAUAAUCAAUAUCGUUCGAAUCAUUGCAACCGUUUUACUUAUCGCUAAUACAAUUGCAAAAUUUCUUCCGCGGUUGUAUGAUGAUAUAAAAAGGAAUGCAGAUAUAUUUGUGGCAUUUGUGGUUUUAUAUAUUGGCUAUAUUAUUCUUUUGUAUGUAGGGUACCUUUUAUUCUAUUAUAAGUACAAAAGAUUUGAUAAUACUAAAGGUGACUGGCUGAUUUGGACCUGGAAUCGGACAAUUGAUGUUAGUUGGGCACUUUCGAAUUUCCUUUUGGUUAUGCGCAAAUUUCCGGGAUUAUAUAAUUAUGGCAAAUUCUUUAUUGCAAAGAAUGACACAUAUAUUAAAAGAUGGUGGACGGAAAAUAAUUACUUUUUGAGAAACUUUUUAUUGGUGCCCUUUGUGGUCUUUCGUGUUUGUUAUUUAGCAUUGUGGUAUUUUGGAUAUUUUUCUUUCCAUUCCAGAUACAAAAACAUUAGUGGAAAGAGUGAUACCAUUAAGGAUGGAUGGUUGUUGAGGACUUGGAUCUGGCUAAUUGAUAUUGGCUGGAUUUUCGCAAAAAUUUGGUUGACAAUUGGCAUAGUUUCAAAAUUUCUCCCGGCCUUAUAUGAUUAUAGUCUAGAAAAAAAUGUUUCAACUAUUAAGAAAUGUGUGAAUACCAACAGCUCCUAUUUGAUGAAUAUUUUGUCAAUACCUUUUUCUAGAUUCAUAGCCUUUCGUAUUAUUUAUUGUAUUUCAUGGGAUUUGGGGUAUUUUUUACUUAGUACUAAGCAAGAAAAUGAG